Messenger RNA from Ahaetulla prasina, 11586 nucleotides. RefSeq names its product Ral GTPase activating protein catalytic subunit alpha 2 (gene RALGAPA2). Gene Ontology annotation, molecular function: GTPase activator activity. Bases 156 to 8006 code for a protein of 2616 amino acids. Gene Ontology annotation, biological process: regulation of small GTPase mediated signal transduction; positive regulation of GTPase activity. The record is from RefSeq and is a predicted model, not a curated record. The transcript is spliced from 44 exons. Gene Ontology annotation, cellular component: nucleus; cytoplasm. NCBI's taxonomy places the organism in Eukaryota, Metazoa, Chordata, Lepidosauria, Squamata, Colubridae.
CGGCCGCAACCUUGCUGUCCCUCUGUGGCUGCGCGUCCGGCUCAGCCCCCGAGACUGGCCAGGGGAGCGAAGCUCAGGUCGGUGCAGAAGAAGCCGAGCGAGGACAAAGGCGGGAGGCCGCCGCUGCGGCUGCACCUUCUUCAGGCGCCCUCGAGAUGUUCUCGCGGAGGGGUCAUGCGGAUGUCAAGAAGUCUGCGCAGAAGGCGCUGGACCCGCGGAAAGAACCGCUGACCCGCCUCAAGCACCUUCGGGCUUUGAUGGAUGCUGUGGAUGGAAGUGAACUCAAACAGUUCUUUGAGAUCAAUUAUUCUCAAAUUUAUCUUAUCUUCUAUGAAAGUUUUGUAACACUGGAAACCAGUUUGAAACUAAAAGGAAAUAAAUCCCAAAGGGAAGAGUUGGAUUCCAUUCUUUUUCUUUUUGAAAGGAUACUACAGUUAUUACCUGAGAGAAUUUUCUGUCGAUGGCAUUUUCAUAGCAUAGGGUCAACUUUGAAGAAACUUUUGCACACUGGAAACUGCCUUAAGAUAAGAUGUGAAGGAAUACGAUUAUUUCUUCUUUGGCUGCAAGCUCUCCAGACUAAUUGUGCAGAAGAGCAGCUGUUAAUUUUUGCUUGUCUUGUGCCUGGUUUUCCUGCAGUGAUAUCUUCAAAAGGUCCAUGUACACUCGAUACACUCAUCAGCCCUCCUUCUAGUCUUCCUAAUGGGAAAAUAUAUCCUGAAGAUAUAACACCACUUUUACCACAUGCUACUGGUGAAAAGAUUGAAGACCCAACUUGCUACUUUCUUCAGAUACUCUUAAAAUACAUGGUAAUUCAGGCUGCAAAGGUGGAAUGGAAGAAUAAAGAAAACCUUAACACAGGAUUUAAGUUUCUCUUUGCCCUCUUCAGAAAGUAUUAUCUUCCUCAUUUAUUCCCUUCUUUUAUAAAACUAACCAAUCUCUACAAUCCUGUGCUUGGGAUCCCUGGCCUGCGCCCCAAAUCAGUAUAUGUUAGUACAACUUGCGAUGGUGGAAAUGUUUAUAGUACAAACAUUCCAUACCUGGAUGCUCGUGUAACUUUUAUAAAAUGGCUUGUAAAUUUUUUUCUGGAAAAGAAAUACCUUGCGGCACCACAAACUUUCAAAAAUGGUGUGGAAGUUCUACCCAGAAUCAUUCAAAUAGUGGGUAAUACAGCACAAGAUAAAAAUCCUGAAGUGGAGAACAAUGUCCCAUCAGAUCAGGAGAAAAAUCAUAUCAACCACAGCGGGGCACUCAGUGAUUCCAGUUUUUGCAGCAUUGAAGAGCAACACCGAUCUGCAUAUGAAAUGGUGCAACAAAUAUUUUUGUCUACAAGAGAUUAUGUGAAUUUUGUUAAUGAAGUAUUUCAUCAGGCUUUUUUGCUGCCACCAACAGAGAUAUCCUUAACUGAAAAGGUUGUGAAAGUUUAUAGGAAAUGGAUACUACAUGAAAAACCUGUCUUUAUGGAAGAACCAGAUGCAAAGGAGACUAUUCAAGAUGAUGAUGUCAUCACAGAACACUCAACAGAAGAGACGGAUGGCAAACAGCUUGUGUCUGGACAUAAAAGAUCCUCAAGUUGGGGAAGAAGUUACUCCUUCUCUAGUGCUGUUACCAGAGGAUGCUUAUUAGAAGAUGAAAACAAGAAUGUUAAAGCAGGUCUUCAAGCUACACUGCAGGUAUUUUUGGCAAACUCUGCAAACAUAUUUUUAUUGGAACCAUGCAGUGAAGCCCCUGAACUACUUAAAGAGCAGAUAAAUUCUUGCAGAGCAGUUUUGAGUAUAUAUAGGCGCAUGAUAAUGGAAGUUCCAAUGAAUAAAAAGACCUGGGAGCAUAUGUUGCAAAUGCUUCUUAGCAUAACAGAAGCUGUCAUGAGCAACUCCAAAGAUGAUCAAAUAAAGGAUGCAUUUGGUCAAAGUUUAGCGGGUUCACUAUUUCGGACUCUCAUUGUGGCUUGGAUCCGGGCAAAUUUGAGUGUUUAUAUUUCUCGUGAGCUCUGGGACGAGUUGCUACGUGUGCUAUCAUCCCUUACAGAUUGGGAAGAACUAAUAAUGGAAUGGGCUAAUAUAAUGGAUUCUCUAACAUCUGUUUUAGCAAGAACAGUAUACGGUGUUGAAAUGACCAACUUGCCACUAGAUAAGCUAAGUGAACAAAAAGAGAAAAUACAAAAAGGAAGAGGUGGCAUUUUGGAAUCUCAAAAAGGAGCAGCAGUUGGAAGAUCAUUUUCUUUAAGCUGGAGAGACCAUCCUGAUGUUGCGGAACCUAUGAGAUUUAGAAGUGCUACCACCUCAGGAGUACCAGGAAUUGAGAAAGCAAGAAAUAUAGUGCGUCAGAGAACAACAGCGAAGCGAAGUCUGUCUAUCAACAAUUGUGCUCAUCUCUGUGAGGCUUUGCCAGCCACUAAAAGUGUGCCUCUUCUGCUUCAUACUGUGAGCUCUCUCUUGCCUGAUAUCUCUUACACUUCUUACUCUUGCGCUUUUUCAGAAAGUGAACAACAUGAACUAUCAGAAAAUGGAACAGGAAUUGUGAAUCAACAACCAGUAAACUUAUUGGGAGCAGAAUAUAACAGACCUUUUUCAGACCUGGAUCAAUUAACUCGAAGCAGUAGUACCUCUGAUAUUAGAGAUCAAUGCAGUUCCGAUAUUUUCCAAGUCAGAAAAACAGAGAGUUCACAAAAUUUAACUUCAGGAUCCAGAUCUGUUGAAAAAAAUAAGGAGACCAUGAACAAGGAAAAUACACUACAAGAAGCAAGCAACACUCCAUCUGAAUUAAAUCUCAAGACAGAAGUACAGCAGUUACAUGGAAAUCAGAAAGAGAAAGAAAAGUGUGAAAGUAUUAGCAGUGAUACUUCUAUUGGAUACAACAAUGAAAUGGGCAUGAGUUUGGCUACCUGGCAAACCUGUGAAGAAAAUAAUGAUAUAUCCAUGCACGCUGAAAUUUCCGUUGAUCCAGAUGCCCAUCAGUGGUUGGCUACUAAUUUCUCAGACAGCAGUGAAUUCCUUGCUGAUGAUUGUAGCAUAAUUGCUGGUGGCACUCUUACUGGAUGGCAUCCUGACUCUGCAGCUGUACUGUGGAGAAGAACAUUAGGAAUUCUUGGAGAUGUGAACAAUAUCCAAUCUCCUAAAAUACAUGCCAGAGUUGUUGAAUAUCUCUUUGAGUUAUGGCACAAAUUAGCAAAGAUAAGAGACAAUCUGGCAAUAAGUCUGGAUAACCAGUCUACUCCAUCCCCUCCUGUUUUAAUUCCACCACUUAGAAUAUUUGCAUCAUGGUUGUUCAAGGCUACAACUUUAUGCGAUGAAUAUAAAGAAGGAAAGAUUCGUGCCUACAAACUGAUAUGCGCUAUGAUGACAAGACGUCAAGAUUUUAUGCCAAAUCCUGACUACCUGGUGCAUUUUUAUCUUAUCAUGCACAUUGGCUUAACUAAUAAAGAUCAGGAGCAACAAUCAGGCAAGGAUAAGGCUUCCAACUCCUGUUCCUCUAGUAGGGAUGAUCCAGGGGAGGGCACAUCAGGAGCUACCCAUCGAUCUUCUAGGAUCCAGAGGACUAGCUCCCAACUAACCACCUCCACAGUGGUAGAAAAAAGGAGGCAUAAAGCCUUGGAAAAAGCUGUAACCAAAGCCCAACAACAGGCCCCUCUAGCACCCAAACCACAAGCCACAGAGAGAUCAUCUCUUUUGCAUCCUGAACAAAACACAUCCCCUGUUCCUCAAAGGGUAUCUUCUCCUACCCCUUCUCCUCCUAAUUGGUCCCCUGAUCACCCUACUACAGGGUCUCCACAGGCCCCAAUGGACAGUGGUCCCCUGUUUCAAUCUUUGCCUGAGGCUCCUCUGGAAUCGGUUCCUAGUUCAAAUCCUGAAGCCACACCACCGGAACCUAUCUCUUCUCCUCCUCAGAAUCUGGAGGGAUUUCAAUUGCCCCCAGAGUUUGGAGCACUUAUCGCUGACGCUAUCUGCUCUGGCAUGACUAAUUCACCUGACCACUCUGAUCACGAAUACUUAUCGGAGGAAGAACUUCUCUGGAAUGAGGCCCUAUCGGAGGAUGAGGGUCUUGAACUAGAUCAACCACCUUUCAUUGGCCUUUUUAAGCCUCAAAUCUUCAAAUCACUUCUCUACAAGGCUCAAAUGUUUACCCACCUUGGUGUGGUUGCUACAUCCAAAAGCCGCAGGAUUUCGGAGGAUGGUCCCUCUAGUUCAUUAUUCUCUGAACCAGCGGUGACUACAGAUACUGUUCCUGCUCCUCAACUUUUCAUGGACGUGAUCCAAAGACAAUGGGGGGUUCCAGGCUCGGGACCUUACCCCAACAGCCUAGACAAACGUCUCUACAAUAUAGCUCCGGAAAUGUCUAAUCUAUUACAAGUUCCAUCAGUUGACGGUCCUAUAGUUUCUGUCUCUUCUUCUUCUCACAUCACAGGACCCCCAGAAGAAUAUCUCCAGCCCGAGGACAAGAGAACUGAGAAAGUUUUGAUCAAAGGACAUCAAGUGGCUGCAUGGUCCAUGAAGGCAGCUGCUUUGGCAUCAUUUUCCAACAAAGCCACUUGUCGAAAUUUCCCUCCAUUACGGUCCCCCCAAGGUGGACCUGUUUGCGUCAGUGACAAAUCAUCAACUUCCCAGAUACUUCACGAGGUUCCCUUCCCCGGGAGCAGAAGUGGUGAAUGCUCUAAGAUCCCCCUGGACCCCGGGCCUACUCUACACAUUCCAUCCCCUUCCACUGAUCCCCAAGGUCAUCCGGAAACUCCUGGAAGAAUCAACCGAACUCAUACUUCUAGCUCCUCAUUGGCCCCGGAGGCCCUGGUUUGCGGACCUCCUGUCUCUCUCGGUGGCAAAGCCUUGGCAAAUAUCGGACGACCAGAUUGUUCUCACCCAGGGCACUCUCGUUCACCCAGAGCCCCAGUGGUUACAGCUCACCAUUUGGAGGUUGAGCGGUGUAUCUUAGCUGGACUCAACAUUCCUCCCGAAGCCAUACACACUAUUCAGGCAUCUCGCCGCCCAUCCACAAACCGCAUAUAUCAAGCCACUUGGCAAGUUUUUUCUACCUGGUGCACCAAACAUUCCAUUCUUCCCAUGGAACCAGAGUUAGCCCACAUCAUUGGUUUCUUACAUGAGGGCUUGGCCUCAGGUCUCACUCCCAAUACUCUUCGACGUCAAGUCACGGCCAUUUCGGCAGUUCUUAACUAUGGCUCUUCAGAGUCCCUGGCCAGAAACCCAGUCAUUCGACUAUUCCUAAGGGGAGCUACCAACUUAUACCCCCCCAUUGUCCACAGGUAUCCUUCCUUGAACCUGAACACCGUUCUCAUGGCUCUAACGAAAUCUUCAUUUGAACCCCUUCGGGAAGUGCCUCUACGAUUUCUAACUUUCAAAGUGGCAUUUCUCAUUGCCAUCACGUCGGCCCGCCGCAUAUCGGAAUUGGCAGCCCUCUCGACCCAGCAUAGUUUGCUUUGGCUCAUCCAGCCUUAUGCUCCUCAUUCAGCAUUACUGGAGAUGAAAUCCAACACCACUGGCACCAUAUUAGAGAAGGUUGUUCAAGAAAGUAUUGGCAGUUAUGAUUUAAAAAACAAAAUGAAAGAUAUUUUUGAACUGAAAAGGUGUGCUGUGAGAAAACGCAAUGCAUUAAUCAGUCCAGUAAUUAUGGAAAAGGCUCCUCGCUUAGAAGCAAAUACUAUUCUUGGAUCUCUGAUUUGCUUCCCUAACCUUUACCAAGACAUCUCAUUGUUAUCAUCUGUUACUGAAGCAGGAAUCACAACAGGAACUGCAGAUGUCAAAUUUUGCCUCAUAAAUAUUCUUUUAAAGAAUGCCACAGAGGAACCAAGUGAAGCUUCAAGAUAUCUAGCCCUUGGCUGUCUUGGGCUUUGGAUAUGUGAAGAACUUGUGCACUGUACCAACCAUCCUCAAGUAAAAGAUGCAAUAAAUGUUUUUGGUGUGACACUAAAGUUUUCUAACAAGCAGAUUGCACAAGCAGCCUGUGAUAUCUUUCAGUUAUUGACAUCUUACUGGGAAAAACUACAGAAAUACAACAUUUCUCUACCUCAAAAAAUUAUUGAAGUCCUUGUUGCCACUAUUGCAUUUCUGUUACCAAGUGCAGAAUACUCUUCUGUGGAAAGUGAUAAAAAGUUUAUAGUCUCAUUGUUACUUUGUUUAUUGGAUUGGUGCAUGACAUUGCCAGUGAAGACACUGUUAGAGCCUGUAUUUACUUCCAGUUUUGAAAAUCAGUAUUCUUCUAAUACUCCAUUGCUGGGUUAUAUUUAUAGGAUCCUGAAUUGUUGUGUUUAUGGUUCAAGCCUGUACACCCAGCAAAGCCAUUAUCUUUUAAGUCUUGCCGACCUCUCCAGUGAGAUAUAUGAUCCCUUUAUGCCCUUAGGAAAUGUUAGGAAUUCUGAAGUGAUUCUGGUUCAGUCUUCUGCAGACCUGAAUAAUUUGCUCACUGUUGCUGAAGAAAUGAAGCGGAGGAGCUUGGAGUUAAUACCACUGACAGCACGAAUGAUUAUGGCACAUCUAGUUAACAAUUUGGGCCAUUAUCCACUGACUGAAGGACCUGCUGUUCUGCAUAGUCUUAUUAGUGAAAAUCACAACAAUUCUUGUAUGGAAUCUUCUGAACUCUCACCUGAAGUCUUUCGAAGCCCCAAUUUACAGAUCUUUGAAUUUAAUGACAAUGCUGUCAUUUCUUACCUCCAGAUUCCCUCAAAAACGGGGAUGGAUGAUGAAUUGGAAGAAUCUUUCUCAGAAGUAAGAGUAAUUGUUAGGGAUAUCUCUGGAAAAUAUUCAUGGGAUGGACAAUUGAUGUAUGGACCAUUAGCUGCUUGUUCAGUAGAUCAGAUGAACAGAAAAUUGUCUGUGGUUAUGGAAAAAAAUAAGCAGAACUUUGAGUCUCCAACUGAUUUUAUUCAGAUAGAUGAUGGAGAAGAUGCUCUUGAUAGGUUGCUAGAAAAGAUUGGCAGUAGUAGUCCUGAGUGUCUUUUACAUCCACAAAUAAAAUUAAAUGAGCCAUCCCCAUCCCCCUCUGUCAUGAGUCAUGCCCAAGCUAAUGAUAUCAUUGAAGCAAUAAUGCAGCAAAGUUGCAUAGAAAAUGAAUAUGUUCAUGGAUACCAUCUGAAUCAUAAUACAAAAAGCGAAAAUCAGAAGAUGCCAAGAUCUACUACGCUACAGUCACCAUUUCAUUUAUGUAGGCUUUUGCUAAAUGGCUUAGGAAUGAAUUCAUGGGAAAAAAGAAAAAGUUUUAAUGUUUUGAAGAAAAAUUCUAAGUUACUGAGAGAGCUGAAAAAUUUAGACUCUAGACAAUGUCGUGAAACUCACAAGAUUGCAGUAGUUUACAUUGCAGAAGGACAAGAAGAUAAAUGCUCAAUAUUGUCCAAUCCACAAGGAAGCCAAGCAUAUGAAGAUUUUAUUGCUGGAUUGGGUUGGGAGGUUGAUCUUUCAACUCACUGUGGGUUUAUGGGCGGUCUUCAACGUAAUGGUAGCACAGGACAAACAGCCCCAUAUUAUGCUACUUCAACAGUAGAAGUAAUUUUUCAUGUAUCUACACGAAUGCCAUCUGACUCAGAUGACUCACUGACCAAAAAGCUUCGUCACUUGGGAAAUGAUGAAGUUCAUGUUAUCUGGUCUGAACACACCAGAAAUUAUCGCAGGGGCAUUAUACCAACAGAUUUUGGUGAUGUUUUAAUUAUUAUUUAUCCAAUGAGGAAUCAUAUGUUCUACAUCGAGAUUAUGAAGAAACCACAGGUCCCAUUUUUUGGUCCUUUGUUUAAUGGAGCAAUUGUGACUGGAAAACUGUUGCCAAAUCUUAUACGGGCCACAUGUAUCAAUGCCAGCAGAGCUGUGAAAUCUCUUAUAACUCUCUAUCAGAGCUUUUAUGAGGAAAGAGCAAUAUAUCUUGAUGAAAUAAUCCGGAAUCAUAAAGAACUACUGUCAUUUGAAGAUUUUGCUGCUCAGGUUUUCUCUCCCUCUCCCAGUUAUUCCCGUAGUGGAUGCGACAUUACUACAUGUUUGACUGAUGACUUUACUGCACCUGUAAGGACCGAAUAAACAAAGCAGAUUUCACCUAUACCAGCAACUGUAAAAAAAAAAAUAGUUUCUGGGAGGUUGUACUCAUUGACCAGUACUCUCAGUAAAUCUUCAAGUUAUAAACAUUUUGGAAAUUUGAAAUAAUAGACGAAACCUACAUACUCAUCUGCUCUCUCUUGCCAGGUGGUAAUUUUGAAGACUGGAUAAUGAAGGGUUUUUUUAUUUUCUGUUUUUGCUAUGAAAUCUUUAUUCCUUAAAUUUCAAAGUUAAAUAUUUCAUAAUUUCCUAUAUUAUUUCUUGACGCUCACUUAAUAACUUGCUGCUAUGAAAAAUUGAAGUCUAUCUUUCUGUGCUGAAAUACUUGCUUUAUCUAAUUUUAGUUUGCUGAUUAUAUGUCAUCUAAAGGAGGAUUCAGAACAGUCACUGAAAGCCCUUCCUCUCGAAAAUCUCUUAAAUGUAACGUUAAUAAUCUUAGUGUAAAGGUAAAGCUGGCCAGCUCCAGCAAUGUUAACCACUGAGCCAUUGUUCCCCUAAAAUUUACUAGAAGAAAAUACUGUUUUAUUUUAUUGAUGGAGAGCCACAUUUAGCCAAAAUGAAGGACUUUUGACUAGUAACUUCUUUUUUAUAUUAAAUAAAAAUGCUGUAAAAUACAAGCUACAUAGUAUAUAGAUGAAAAGUGAUUAUGCCUUUACAAUAUCUUUUCCAAUAUACCAUCAUUUUAUAUUACUUAUUUCCAAACUUUAUUGUUGUGCACAUAACCGAGAAUGCCUACUUAACAAUCAAUAGCACUUCUAAAUAUUUAUAGAGUUAAAUAAAUACAACAGUAGUAAAGCCUACACUUAAAUUGCCUUGUAAAAUACUAUUUCAUAUGCAAGAUGUAUAGUGUGAGCCUAUUAUGGCAUUUAAAUCUUACAGUGAGUAGUUUAGCGUCUCGUGCCAAUUCAAGGUUCCUAUUUCUGUUUAACAAAACUACAAAGUAAAUCCUUUAAUCCAUUGUUAUUAUGAAUACUGGCUACUUUAUCAACACAGAACAGCUACUUAACUGAUCACCUGGGGAAAUAUGGAUCAAUAUAAUGAUUCAUUUCAUACUGCACACUACUUAAAUUUGCUCAAUCCAUCUGCCUGGAUUCAUGCAGUACACUGAAUCAUAAACUCAUGAUAUGUCUGGGGUUUGUGCAAGACACAUUUCCUGGCAGCUUGUUUGAAACAGUUCAGAAUUUACAAGCAGAAUAAUUUCUAUAUGAAGAGGAAUCAAUCUGAUUCAGGUAUACAAAGCCUGUUUGUAUACAAAGUGUUGUUUGGGAUAUUGGUGCAAACUAACGAAGCCCUUGCACAAUAGACACUGUUAGUAAUUUGCUGGAUAUAGUUGCCAAACUAGAGAAAGUCUCCAAACUGAAUUUGAAAUCUGAGGACUUUACUGAUAACAUCCAUGCAGGAUUUGUUUUUUAUUAUCUGAUUAGAAGGUUAACUGACUCUUCCCUUCUGCCAGGCUGGUUUUUGACUUCCCAGCAGAGCUUACAAACCCAGGACUUCUUGAUUGUUUCCUAUUCAAAUAGCAAUCAGUCCCAACCAUGUAUAGCUACAAUGAAGACAGCUAGAUUUAUUACACAAAUGCAAGAGAGUAGCAAAAAUUUGUGCUGUGGAGUCUUGGUGUUUUCUGAACUUGGUAGUAUCACAAGCUUAGAGAGCAAUUUGGAGGGCAGAACACAAGAACCCCACAAUUCAACCCUGAGCUACAAAUAUUUAUCUGUAAAAUCUUUUCUUUUGGUCUCACUUAUGAGAAUCCUGUUUUCAAAACACUGCAGUCGCAUGAAAAGGCUCCCUAUGACUGCAGUAAUAGUUUUUAAGGUACUGUACUCUCUUUUUUUCAGUCAUUUUAUCAGUUUGUUUGCUACAGAUUACCUCUUAAGGGUCUACACAAUAUCAAUAUCACAGAAUCUGAUAGAAUGGAUACUUCUUUUCUUGAUCCCUCCAAAUCGUUUCUCUCUGCUCUUUCUUUAAAUGAGUUUCAGAGCAGAUUUAAGGAAAACACCAUAAAGAUAGGAGAAGGAACAUGAGUCACCCAAAUACCCAUUAAUUUCGAUAAAUCUACAAUAAGAUCAAAAUCCAGCAUGUAGUUUUUAAUCUAUAUAAUUGGUAACGGGCAAAAAAAGCUUAUAAAUGAAGCAACAGUAUUUGGGAACAAUGUUGGUGGGAAUGGGCCGAGUGGAAAAAAAAUUAUUUGAAGGUAUAGCUUUAAUUUAUUUUAUUUCUGGUACUAUUUGCAAUUAAUGCAGCCCUUUUCCUGACAUAGAACUGGAUGUAGCAAACCUAAUUCAUUACUGUACUAAGUUGUAGUCAUAGACUGAGGUUUGAAUUGGGCCAAUUAUCAUGAAUAUAACAUAAUCUAUGGAGAUUCUCAGUCAUCCAGGUCAUGGUUGUUCCAAAAAUACUUUUUCAAUUAUGCAUUGCAUCUUUGAAAUAUAUUACCAUAUUAUGAAAGUUGCUUGGCAUGUAAAAGAAGAGGUAGAAUUGUGACUGUUUUGCAUAUAUGUUAAACCAAAGAAUCAAACUGCAACAAUCUACUAACAGCAGUUUAAGGUUUAACUGGUUAAGAAACAUCCUUCCAGCAAACUGUAGGCAUGCAAUGAUAUUUGGGAUACUCUAAAACUUCUCAUAUGUUCAUUGUAGCUUACUGACUAUAACUACAUAAGGGGAUAAAAAGCAAAUCAUAGGUUGGCUUCAGGGACAAAGUUACUUAAAAGCAACCAAAUAUGUUUAAUGAUUAAUAAAGUCUUUCAUUACUAAACAAAAUAGCCUAGAAUUAAUUUUUCUUGAGAAAAUAAUUUAUUUUUGAUAUAAUUAAUAAAUAAAGUAAUGUGAUAAAUUAUAAUUACAAGUAGAUAAGAUUAUUGUUUUCAAAAACACAAUAUAGUAUUAUUAGUUACAUGUACUAUUUAUUUAUCAAAAUUCUACACCACCCAUCUCACCUGUGACUAGGCAGUUUACAAAUACUUAGCGGACCAGAAUGACAUUAGCAGGACUUGAACCUUAGACAUGCCUAAAGAGAUUGGGGGAGGGGAGCAAAGCACAGCAGCUGCAUUAUUUUAUGAUGAAAAUUAUUUAAUUUACUUACUGGCAUUUACUUCCAAGUUCCUUCCACAAUCUCAUCAUGACACAUACGUCAUCACAUAUUGACAUCACUGCAGCUUGUAAGGGAUGCCACUGAUUGUAGACAUAUUUUCUCCAAACUACUCAACUUUUUUCCAAGUAAUAACCAUUUACAAAUAAGUAAUAUUUUAUUAUAUUUGUAUGCCACUUGACUCAACAAAUGAGAAAGUACAAAAUCAUAAAAAAUAAAGUGCUUAAGAAAGAAAGAAAUGUGCGGUAUUGUUGAACUCAUUUAAACACUGACUCAUCUGCCCUACUAAAGCAGGAAAUUAUUACUCUUAUCAAUCAUAAAUUAUUUCACCUUGCAGCUCAUGGUAGAUAAUACCUUAAAUAUUUAUAUUAAAAUUAAUUGAUUUGUAAACAUUCUGUCCAUUCAUACAUUUUAAAAUGACAGCAAUGAUAUGUAUUUACAGAGUUAUAAAAUUCUUUUAGUUAAAUCCAUAGAGGAACA